Molecule: messenger RNA, 309 nt
Organism: Trypanosoma theileri
Lineage: Eukaryota; Euglenozoa; Kinetoplastea; Trypanosomatida; Trypanosomatidae
Exons: 1
Coding region: 1-309 (102 amino acids)
Source: RefSeq, a predicted model, not a curated record
AUGUUUGUAUUGCUCCUCCUACUGCUGUUGUUUCUGUGCUGCGCCAGUGUGUGUAUUGCGCAGAAGGACGGCGGCGACGCGCCAUCGACUGGUGUUGUGCGGGAGUUGCCCCGCAAGGGACGGAGUGGUGUGCAGGCGUACACCGUCGCCACAUCAAAGAGGCAGUUGAUCCGCAUCAAGACGUCAAUGGAGGAUUUGAAGAAGAAGACGAAGUACUGCACCAAGAAGAAAGACACUUCAGGCGAGUGUGAAGAUCCGGAUAACUGCAACAAGGAUCACUUUGGUUUGACGAUGGGUUGUUUAUCUUGA